AUGGCAGACGCAACUCCAAUCGCCAAUCCAACCCACGAAGCGCUCGAGUGGGAGACGCCUUCUACCUCCAAGAAACCCGGCAUCUUAAGCAAAUAUAACACCUUCAAUACAUCCUCAAAGCCACAGUUUGCAGUCACCAAGGAAGAGGGUCCCGCUGCAGAACGAAACGCCCCAGGACAUCGUUCCGACCGCUUCAUCCCCACCUGGAUCAGCCGCAAGACAUGUUGCUACGCGCUCGCAGCGCUCUUUGUACUGGUACUGAUUCUAGCACUCGGAUUGGGAAUUGGGCUGGGUCUACAUAAGGGGUGGCUCAUACUCCUCAGCAAAAAACACAAGAACCUCCCUCUCCCCACCAACACGGCAACUUUCACAGGCGACCUAACAUACUAUUCUCCCGGUCCGGGCUACGGCGCUUGCGGAUACGAGAAUACCUCCAAAGACUCCAUCUGUGCAGUCUCGCAUAUUGUGUGGGAUGCUGUGAGUACCAGCAGUAAUCCGAAUGCGAAUCCUUUGUGUGGGAAGAAGAUACGGAUCGAUAGGUAUGAUGCGACGAAAGCGGGGAAUAGCAGUGUGGAUGUCAUGGUGGUGGAUCGGUGUACGGGGUGUCAGCCAGACGAUUUGGAUUUGAGUUUGAGCGUUUUUACGGAUCUGGCCGAGGAGAGUGAAGGAAGAGUUGUGGGGAGUUGGGCUUGGUUGAGUUGA
Lachnellula hyalina is the source of this 702-nucleotide messenger RNA. RefSeq lists its product as uncharacterized. The transcript has 2 exons. The coding region runs from base 1 to 702 and encodes 233 amino acids. The record is from RefSeq and is a predicted model, not a curated record. NCBI's taxonomy places the organism in Eukaryota, Fungi, Ascomycota, Leotiomycetes, Helotiales, Lachnaceae.